Molecule: messenger RNA, 1932 nt
Organism: Paramacrobiotus metropolitanus
Lineage: Eukaryota; Metazoa; Tardigrada; Eutardigrada; Parachela; Macrobiotidae
Exons: 8
Coding region: 140-1669 (509 amino acids)
Source: RefSeq, a predicted model, not a curated record
UCUUUGCAACCUGCAAGGUGGUGGGCUGGAUGCCUUGAAUACACUUGCAACCUGCAGCGCACCGGAUGUUUUUAAUCUGAAACCUGCUGCUUUGCUUCAUUCGAUUAAUAGGUUCUCCUGUUUGAAGUUCUCCGUGAAAAUGGCAUCAAAAGUGGCUGGUAAGCGUUCUUUUUUUGCUGGCGAGCUGGUGAUGUCCUGUGAUCCGAUGGUAUGGAUGCUGGAGAUCAGCGCCUACAAAACGCACUGUGCCUACUGCUGGAAUAAAAGCCCGGGAUUACGAACAUGUUCGGGAUGUCGACUGCACCGCUACUGCGAUUCGGAUUGCCAGGCCGCUGAUUGGAAAGUGGAGCACAAACUGGAAUGUGCCAUGCUGAAGGAACUCGGCAAUGAAGACGCACGGGAUGCAGCGGCAAACAACCCUCCGUUACCCAUUUAUCUCCGUUCUUUGCCUGUGGCCUCUCACUUGACCACAAAAUUGAUCAACAAAAUCAGGAUGAACGCGACGAUGGACAUCCCGGGGAUGGGUCUGCAAUCAGUCGAAGAUCUUCUGCUCAUGCUGCCCGCUAAUCCCCUGAAAUCGGAAGUUGAACGCAUGGUGCAAGAGAAGGGAGCCGAACCGCUUCUCCAGGACCUCACAACUUGUAUGGGGAUUCUCAGUUAUAAUGGUGUGAACAUUUACGAUGUACUCAACCCCUUCUCCGCACCGAUCGGCAGAGCGGUGUAUCCACAAGCACCGCGAGGAGAAAUGACGCCGGUGUGCUGGGAUAUCAAUGUAGUGAUGAACCGCCACGGACGGCGCUUGUUUAUCCAUGUUGUGGAGGACAUUCCGCAGUUUACUGGUCUUGGAGACUUGCGCUAUAACGACAUGGAGGAUCUAUGGUACAUGACCAGAGCGGAACGACGCGCUCAUUUUGAGCUGCGUCACGGGCGUCCAUGUACUUGCCGCAAAUGCACGGAAGCAUAUGAUGCCGACAUCAAUCCACUGCAAUGUGUGACGGUCGGAUGCAGCAAUCAAAUUCCAAGCGACAAUCGUGCACUGGAAGCUUGUUCGGAAUGUGGUGCCCUGAACGGAGAGCGACUGACGCAGUUUCGUCGCUUUGCACAGCAAUACGCGACGAUUAAGAGUAACUGCCCGGAGGAGUACCAGAUGGCCAUGAUACUGCAACUUUGUAAGAAACUGGAGACUGCUGGCAUCCUGCAGCCGGAUGCGCAUUUCCGUUAUGUCUGCGGCCAGCCAUUAGCACAAAACUAUUAUAAUCAGAAUCGCUUCGACGAAGGCUGGAAAAUGAUGAAAGAUUUUGGAACUGUUGUGCGGAAGAUUUGUCCAAAGUAUACGAUUAUUCGCGCUGCUUGGCUGCUUGCCAUUGGGCGGGAUACUACCGAAGCGUUGGAAACACGAAUACUGAGUGGCAUUGCCCAGCUGCCGGAGCCGGCGAAGCAAAAGCUGCAGACGUUGGCUGGGGAUGUGUGCCGUCUCAUGUUGGAGUAUGCUGAUGAGGCGAAGGAUAUUUUUUCUGUUUUGUUUGGUAAUGAGUCACUGGAAGCGCAGAUGAACGAUGCUUGGGUUGAGAAGAUAACGUCGACGGUAUGCCGCAUUGAGGAGGCUUUCACGACAUCUGACAGUGAUAACUCCAAGGGUCCUUUUAAGUCGAUGUGUUCGUUGAUGUGACGUUUUGCUCAAUUUACUCUGCGGCGAAUCUGCGCUGAUGCUUUUAUGUAUGUUUUGAAAACUGGUAGAUGUCCAAAACUGUAAUUCAGUUUGACGUGCAUUUCAGAGUUCUUGUGCCAUGUGGGCGCAUUGCCCUUGUUGACGGGCUGCGAAAUUCCUUGCGAUCUGGAUACUGUACAGUCUCACGCCGCGAUGUCUACGGCGGCUGGCAUUGAGCCAUUUCAGUGCAAUUCAUUUGUGAAGUAACGAAGUUAUGUAAAGUC